This is a messenger RNA of Nicotiana tabacum (common tobacco), 789 nucleotides long. Its product is annotated as transcription factor bHLH53-like. The record is from RefSeq and is a predicted model, not a curated record. Gene Ontology annotation, cellular component: nucleus. Gene Ontology annotation, biological process: regulation of transcription by RNA polymerase II. Gene Ontology annotation, molecular function: protein dimerization activity; RNA polymerase II cis-regulatory region sequence-specific DNA binding; DNA-binding transcription factor activity, RNA polymerase II-specific. NCBI's taxonomy places the organism in Eukaryota, Viridiplantae, Streptophyta, Magnoliopsida, Solanales, Solanaceae.
AUGGCUAGUCUUAGCUACAACUCCAACUCCAACUUGGAACCAAAUAUGCAACAACUCAACGAGUUUCUUUUUGAUUUCAACUAUGACCAGAGCUUUCCUAAACCAGAGGCUUGCUAUUUCGAUCCAUUUUUCGACUCCAGCGAUUUUGUUUUCCCAGCAAUAUUAAUGGAACCAAAUUGUAUCGUGCCAGAAAUCCAAGAGUACUACUCUGAUUUUCAGAUGAGCAAUCCAAAACGGCAAAAAGUCUUUCAAUUAGACAACUGCCAUCAUCAAGAUAUAAUAACUCAUGAGGGUAAUUUGUCCAAUGGGCCAAUCUAUCAAUCGUUUUCAUUUCCAGAAAAUAUUCCUAUGCCACAGUUGGAGUUUCCGAGUCCGCCUGUUUUUAAUAGCGGGUGCUGCCAUGAGAAAAAGGAGAAGAAGAUGUCUGCACAGAGCAUAGCGGCGAGACAAAGGAGAAAGAAGAUUACUGAGAAAACGCAAGAAUUAGGGAAGCUGAUACCUGGUGGACACAGAAUGAACACUGCUGAAAUGCUUCAAGCUACUUUUAAGUAUGUUAAGUUCUUGCAAGCCCAAGUUGGACUUCUUGAAUUCAUUGGAUCACAUCAGGAGAAUGGGAAAUCAUAUGAAACACCAGAUUUGCAAAAACUUGUUGGAUCGCCCUUGAUUCAGGAGAAGUUAUACUCAAGUGACAAUUGCUUGGUUCCCAAAGUGUUCCUUGAAGACCUAGACAAGAAUCAUGAAUUCCAACAUUCACAAAGCGUUGACCAAGUCAAGAAAUUGAUUACAUGA